UGAUCCGCCAUGGUGUUCAUCAACGGCUUCAGCUUCACGGAAGCGACGCUCGUCAAGCGGUCCCUCGAAUCCUUCUUCGGCAUCGGGCCCUCGGUCUCGCAGCGCAUCAUGGCGAAAUUCUACAUCCACCCGUGGGCGAAAGUCGGCAGUUUGAAAAAUGCGACAGUCAUGGAUCUGACGGCCGAGCUGGCGAACAUGAAGAUUGAGAACGAUUUGCGGCGGCAGGUGCAGGACGAUAUUCGGAGAUUGAGGGAUAUGGGCACAUAUCGUGGAAGAAGGCAUGCUAUGGGUUUGCCUGUGAGGGGUCAGAGAACAAGAACACAGAUUGCAACUGCACGACGGUUGAACAAGAUGGAACGAGGCGGUACAGGAAGAGUGGGAUUGUAAGGUGGAAGGAAGCGUACAUACGAGUGUAUAAUAUUGUACAGUAUGCGGGCAUAAAAUGGUGUCCACGAUACACGUUUGAAGAGAAUAUACAGCACGUUAACGACUCAACAUUACUCUAGUUACCAUAGGGUACGUCUUGAUCUCCACACAGAGAGCGGGACCAUGUUUCGACGAUAAACAGCUAUAAGGUCUGGCCAUGGGAAAUCUCUCGCAGAACUAGGCUGUCAUUCAUCGUUCAGAAUUUGCAAUCUACACAGCCCCUUGCCUUGGU
This is a messenger RNA of Alternaria alternata, 658 nucleotides long. Its product is annotated as 30S ribosomal protein S13. The record is from RefSeq and is a predicted model, not a curated record. Gene Ontology annotation, biological process: translation. Bases 10 to 387 code for a protein of 125 amino acids. NCBI's taxonomy places the organism in Eukaryota, Fungi, Ascomycota, Dothideomycetes, Pleosporales, Pleosporaceae. Gene Ontology annotation, molecular function: RNA binding; structural constituent of ribosome. Gene Ontology annotation, cellular component: ribosome; small ribosomal subunit; mitochondrion. The transcript has 3 exons.